This is a messenger RNA of Mycena indigotica, 357 nucleotides long. RefSeq names its product CxC2 domain-containing protein. The transcript has 3 exons. NCBI's taxonomy places the organism in Eukaryota, Fungi, Basidiomycota, Agaricomycetes, Agaricales, Mycenaceae. The record is from RefSeq and is a predicted model, not a curated record. Bases 1 to 357 code for a protein of 118 amino acids.
AUGGCUCGGAUGGAAGAAGGUGUAACGAAGGCCGCUGCCAAAUAUACUGAAGGCUACGAGGCUCUCGUUCACCUCAAAGGCAAGCGUUACGCUCCCGAGUUUCAAAAAUUGGACAAGGCCCAUUUGAACACUCACGGAUCGCGACCUACGAGAGAGGAGACUGCUGCAAAAAAGAAGAAAACCAAGACGGCGCCAAUUUCCUGGAUUUGGGCAGCAGGCGGGCAGGCCGACGGGGUUGAACUUCAUGACUCUAUGCGUGUCGAGUGGGCAAAAGCACGUGCACGGAAGGAACGCUGGAACGAGGAGGUUGAAUUGUUGCGAGAGGAGAUGAAGCGGGUCAUGCGAUCAUUGAAGUAG